Eruca vesicaria subsp. sativa (arugula) is the source of this 2810-nucleotide messenger RNA. Lineage: Eukaryota; Viridiplantae; Streptophyta; Magnoliopsida; Brassicales; Brassicaceae. The record is from the annotation of a GenBank genome assembly.
UAGGGUUUUCUGCAGUUUUGCGCCUCCAUUUUGGUAUAAACUACUUAAGAAGAUUCACCACCGAAGAAGCCCAGCCCGAAGCCAGAACCAGUAACAAUGGGGAGGAGAGGUCGCGGCGGAGGCGGUGGUAUGGGCGGAGGCAUCAAUCGGAGAUACCUGAGUCAAGUAAUUGACUCCUGCGGUAAAGACUUAUCCACGGCGGAGGAAAUCGCCGACGACCUCCGUUCCAGGUACGGUAAUUUCGCCAGGCUGACACGUCAAGUGCUUCUCCUCAACGUCAGACACGUCCUUAGUGACCGAAACAAGAACAACAACAACAAGCGUGCCAAAGACGAAGAAGACGAAGACAACAAUGAUUCUGAUGAAGUUGCUGUUGCUGGUAAAGUGAAGAAACAUAAACGUGUUGAUGAGAAAGAAGAGAAGUUGCAGAGAGCUGAACAGUCAUAUCUCAAGAGAAGAAACAAAGAGAAGAAGUCAGUUUCUUCUUCUUCUUCAGAGGAAGGAGAUAGUGGAGAUAGUGGAGAUAUCUCGACUUCUGAGGACGCUAUAUACAGCGAGAAGCUGAGUCCACCAAAGUUUGAUUUAAUGAACGACAGCUUAAGAGAUAACUACGCUAAGUUGAAUAGCUCCUCCGUCAAGAAACCUCCUGUGGAAAAGAUUGUUGAAGUUGAGACUGUUACAAGCAAAGGUAGAAGCAAGAUGGCUACAAUGGGUUUGAAAAAGGAAGCUAGAGUCUCUCCUCCUGGGAACGAUUUGGAAGGUAGUAGUAGUAACAAAGGACGUACCUUUAAAGACUUUGGUGGGAUUAAUAAAGUGUUGAAAGAUUUAGAGUUUGAGAUUCUGUUCCCUCUUCUCAAUCCUCCACCGUUUGAGAAGAUGGUAGUGCCGCCACCGAGGGGGGUUUUAUUCCAUGGACCACCUGGCUGUGGAAAGACUCAGUUAGCUAAUGCUAUUGCCAAUGAAGCUGGUGUUCCGUUUUAUUCAGUCUCAGCUACGGAAGUUGUGUCUGGUGUUUCAGGUGCUUCUGAAGAGAAUAUUAGAGAGCUCUUUGCUAAAGCGUAUAGAACUGCUCCUUCUAUUGUGUUUAUCGAUGAGAUUGAUGCGAUUGGAUCAAAGAGGGAGAAUCAGCAAAGGGAGAUGGAGAAGAGGAUAGUGACUCAGUUACUGACUUGUAUGGAUGGGCCUAAAAAUGACACUGGUUCUUCUAGUGGUGGAUAUGUUAUUGUAAUUGGAGCUACUAAUAGGCCUGAUGCUCUUGACCCUGCUCUGAGGAGGAGUGGGAGAUUUGAUCGUGAGAUUGAGUUGAAAGUUCCUGAUGUAGAUGCGAGGGCUGAGAUACUCUCUGUUGUAGCUCAAAAGCUUAGACUUGAAGGCUCCUUUGACAUGAGAAUAAUCGCUCAGUUAACGCCGGGGUUUGUUGGAGCUGAUUUGGAAGGUGUAGCGAACAUGGCUGGUAGGCUAGGGAUAAGGAGGGUCAUGGAGUCAAGAAAGUUGCAACUGUCUGGUGGCAGUGACAGCCAGGAUGAUAGAUCUUGGUUGAGGCAGCCCUGGUUAGAGGAAGAUUUGGAAAAGCUCUUUGUUAGAAUGUCUGAUUUCGAGGAAGCAGUGAAGUUAGUUAAGGGAUCUUUAACUCGAGAAGGAUUCUCUACCGUGCCUGAUGUCACAUGGGGCGAUGUUGGUGGACUUGACCAUCUACGGCGUGAACUCAACACUUACAUAAUCAGGCCUAUCAAAAAUCCAGAGAUUUAUAAGGCUUUUGGGGCGAACUUAGAGACAGGUUUCUUGCUCUAUGGACCACCGGGCUGUGGAAAGACGUUGGUUGCAAAGGCAGUUGCGAACGAGGCAGGAGCUAAUUUCAUACACAUUAAGGGUCCAGAACUUCUACAGAAAUAUGUUGGAGAAGCCGAGCGUGCUAUUCGGACCGUGUUUCAGCGCGCCCGGACAAGCUCCCCAUGUAUACUCUUCUUUGACGAGGUGGAUGCUUUGACAACAAAACGUGGCACAGAAGGUGGUUGGGUUGUUGAACGUUUUUUGAACCAGUUUCUUGCUGAACUGGACGGUGGAGAGAGGCGUAAUGUAUAUGUAAUCGGAGCUACGAACAGGCCCGAUGUGAUAGAUUCUGCUUUCAUGAGACCUGGUAGGUUUGGGAAUCUUGUGUACGUACCCCUCCCUAACGCGGACGAGCGUGUUUCAAUCCUGAAAUCUAUUGCAAAGAAGAAACCCUUAGAUCCUAGUGUUGAUCUGGAUGCAAUUGCAAAGAAGUGUGAAGGUUUCAGCGGAGCUGAUCUCGCUGGCCUGAUGGACAGAGCCAUACACGUGGCAGUGGAGGAGAAGUUCAAGCCCAGUGAAAUAGAUUCAAGUGAUUGCACCCUCAAGAUGACUCAUUUCGAGCAAGCCAUACACGUGGCAGUUGAGGAGAAGGUCAAGCCCAGUGAAAUAGAUUCAAGUGAUUGCACCCUCAAGAUGACUCAUUUCGAGCAAGCCUUGUCCUUAUGCUCGCCUUCUGUGAGCAAACAGCAAAUAAAACACUACGAGGAACUACCAAAGAAGCUACAAAGAAGCACCGGAAGAAACAACAUGGAGCAACCCACCCUAGGACCAUCUUUUGCCCUGGAGUGAUUUAAAAAAAAAAUAACUCUCUUUAAUUUAUUUUUAGCAAAAAUCCCAUUUUCCCGAGGGAGAUGCAAUAUAUUUUUCUUUUCUUCCAAUUUGAGACGUGUAAUCAUCAUAGUAUCAUUAAGUUUUGGUUGUUCCAACAAGUGUUUUCGUUAAAAUUACAAAUUGGAUUAAAUACAGAGAAGAUAUACGAG